AGAGAGGAAGUGAUAUCAGUUUCCGUUAAAUGUUUCGGAUAUUGCGUUCUCAAAAUGGUCUUAAAAUAUCCACAUUUAAUCCCCGUGUCUUUUUUGUUGUUAUUCUCUUCAAGUUGUAAAUCUCCUAGCUCAAGGAACUGUUAACGGUCGUACACAGGAAGUAAGAGACCGCUAUUUGUUGCGGUAGACCGGUAUAACGCUAGACAUCAGGUUCCUCUCUCAGUUUAGGCUUCCUUUGAGUUUAUUUGGCCAAUAAAAGCAGACGUAACCCGGCAAAGCCACGCCUCCUUGAAGUGACGAUGCGCGGGCUUCCUGUGAACACUGGCAUCACAAACUGUUGCACCGCUUGUUUGUUAUUUAUGUUAUCAAAGUAGACGACGCGUUAAAUGUGAAAUAACUGCUUUGUAGGAUUUGAAGUGAAUCGAAAUCUGCUUGUUGUCCGUAUCAAGUAAAAUAUACUUACUUCUGAGACUAGGAAGAACCAAAGUGUCGCUGCAAAAAACGACUUCAAUCAGUUUGUUUUAAAAUGACACUUCCCUGAUUGGAGUUCAAGCCACUCCUUGAUUGACUCGACAUGGCAGACAGUUUUUUCAAUUUGGAGGAUGAGCCGCUGCCCAGCUUCCUUUCCAGCUCCCUGGAUAGCACGAGUGGCCCUGUUGUGCCCUGUGGGAACGUGACAUUGGGCUCAGGCCCCGGCUUUCCCGUGGCUGCGUCUACUGUAGCGAAGAUUAGAGCUGGGGCUGACAUCAGAGGGAAUGUGGAUGAUGUGUCAUACCUGGAGGGGGGUCAGCUGUCAUCUACUGGAGAGAAGGCCAAUUUCUGCCUCAGUUUUAAGGAUGAUAUGGACAAUGCAGAGGACUUCAUUAGAGCUCAUGGUUUCAUGGAUAUGCUGGUAAAGAUUCCCAUGGAUGAGUCACAAUCCAGUGCACGGGGCUCUCAACCAUUCAAAUCAAUGACUCUUCAAGGGCGAGCCACAGAUCUAGGAUCUGAUCUCUCUACAGGGCUCCUGACAUUCGCACAGUACAUGCCUAGGGAUACCAUGGACACCAAGGCCCAGCCCCUCCAAGCUAGCACUGAAGAAGACGGCCCAGCAAGUGACGAGGCAGGGAGCGACGGUUUCAGUGUUGCCAGUUUCCUGGCCAAUGAAAAGCUCAUGUCCGUGGACAGCAUCAACAGUGACCUCACAGACGAUGAGGUGGAUCUGAACAACCUGCCUGACGAUGAGCUGGAGCUCUACUUCAAGACACUCGUCCCGCCGGCCAUGCAGAGAGGCCAAGUGGAAGGCCAAGAGAUCCCUGCUACGGGGCUGUCAGGAUUGCCUAAUAGGACCUCAAACACAAAUUCUAUAGAGCAGGAAAAGAAUCGGGAGCAGUUCCUGGAUGAUUACGAUCAGGAUGACUUCCAGAUGCCUGAUGUGCGGCUUGCCGCUACAGGUAUGGACUCAUGCCCAGCAAGCGAUGAAGACACUGAGGACGAGCUGGAGGCGGCCAGGGCACACUCCUUCAGGACCAACACCUCCAGAAACAACACCUCCAGGACCCAGCUGCUGCUGCCCAGCACUUCAAGACAGCUGGUGGGUGAGAGCAAUCGUCCUAGUUUCCGUCCGGGGCUGGAGGGGGGCAGUUCAGACGACGAGGCGUCCAGCGGCCGGGGCGGACCCCCUGCCUCAGGGAUCGAACACAGACGUUCUGCUGAGGGACAGGUCAUCAACCCUCCUGUCACAGGCGACGGCGGCGGCGGAGACGGGAGCAGCGGCAGCGACGAGAGCGGCAACGACGGAGGAGGGUCCGCGGCCCCUCUCCCGGCGACCACCUACGACGUCCUGCGGGGGCUGGGGAUCGUGGGGAGCAGCGGGGAGGACGGAGCGCUGGGUCUUUCCCAGCUGCCCGGGUUCGGAAGGAACGGCUUCUCCAGGCCCACGGAGAUGGGGGACCGCGUGGGCCCGGUGGGAACAGGCGAGGCCAGCUCCCCACCCGAGGCCCCGGCCAGCGCUGCCAGGAUUUCCCCAGUCAACUGGAGCAUGAGCAUGAGCGUGGACCGACAGGAGGCACUGGACGCUAUGGACAGCACGCAGUCUGGGCCCACUGCAGAGACUGCGCUGGACUCCCUGUACCUGAGGACUGGCUCUGGGCACUGGAGACCUAACGACUCUGCAGUCACUCCGCUCCAGGGUAGCCAGAGCAGCUUUCGCCUCUCGCAGGUGCUCCCAGACUGGGGAGCUGGAGGAUGUGAUGAUGCUGAGGAUGAAGAUCAGGAUGGCGUUGACGUCGCCGAUGGAGGCAGGCUCUCCCUGGGCUUCCGAGGAGGACCCUGCGGCGGUGGCACCGCGGCCGGGCCUGCUGAGAGCACCAGCGAGGAGGAGAACCACGACGGCCCCUCCAGCUCCCUGGAGGCCAAGUACUUCUCCAAGAGCUUCCAGCACGAGCAGGAGGAGUCGGACGACGACUGGAACCACUGCCCUGGCGACCUGGAGGCGGAGUUCAAACAAGGGGACAACGCCCCGGACAGUGUGGUGUACCAGAAUGAGGAGGGCAAGUGGGUGACGGACUUGGCUUACUACUCCUCGUUUCAGAAGGAAGUAGAUGGGAACGCACCAGAGAACGCUGGGCAGCUUCAGACAGAAGAAUUUGUUCCAGCGAGCACUGCUAUUGAUAAGAUCAUUGAGGACCAACAGGAGUUUGAGAAGGAGCACCAAUUUAUGCAGGAGGAGCAGAUCGAGGCGGCCGGCGAGAGUCUCACCCUGGGCGACACCUCCUGGAAGAUCCCCACCAGCAGCGACGUCCUGAUGAGGGCCUCCCAGGCCUCCUCCGAGUUUGAGCGUGGGAACCACUCCUACCUGCGCCUCUCCCUGGGCCAGUUCUUCGGACAGCGCUCGGAGGCCCUGGGCUGUCUGGGCGGUGCCGACGAUGAUCUGGACGGAGUAAAGAGGCCCUCUUUUGGCUACAUCAUCACCUCCCCAGAGAAGAGGGACCCCUUCGCUCUGAUCCGCCCUUCAGAUGUCUCCUCCAGAGACUCCUCCGUCCACAGUAACACCAUUGAGCUGAUCCAACAGGACCAAACGCUCAACGCAGAGGACCUGGACAAAACUCUUGAGGCCCAAUGUGACAGGAUGUCACCUAAAGGAGAUCCCGAUCCACAACUCUGUGAAGAGGCCGCGUCCUCACCCGCCUCGCUCCCGGGGGACCCCCACUCCGCACCGGGGUCCGUGGACCAGAGCUUCGUCUCCCCCGCCAACACCAGCGCUGAGCUCAUGCUGAGCAUCAGCACCAUCACCUCGGCCAUCGCCGACGCCUCCAUCAGCGCCGACCCGUCCCAGCUGGCCGCCAUGAUCAUGGAGCUGUCCCGGCGGAGCAAGGCCAAGGGUCGCCACGGCAACACGGGGAUUGGAGGGUCAUCGGUCGCGGAGAGCACUUCACCGCUGCAACACGUGGAUCACAGCGUUCUCCUGGAGGCGCUGCAGAAGAGCACCUGCGCCGGGGAGCUGAGCGCCUUCGACAUGGAGAGGUACCUGCGGAAGGCAGACGCGUCUAGCAUCAGCACCACCAGCGACUCCUCCCUGGCGCACACGACCUUUGACCUGAGCGCCUGGGCCAACAACCUAGCCGCCUCCCAGGACGGCCUGGCUCGCGGCGAAGGGUGGGCGUCGGCGCGGAGCGGAGCGUCGAGUGGAAACAACGAGGACCGGCACCCCAGGGGCCGGUCGGACUCCCAUCCCGGUGACGAGGACCAUUCCCCCAGGGGCCGGUCCGACUCCCUCCCCGGUACACAGCAGCCGAGGAGGAGCGGCAUCCCUCGCCCCAAAGCCCCCUCUCUCCCGACGCCAGCCAGGCGCUCCGGGACCGCGGGAGAGCCUCCCACAGCCAAAUCCUCCGCGGACAGCAGGGCCCCCUGUGGCACCGCCGCGGACGGAGGCAGGCCUCCCCCACACGCCAGUGCCGCCCCGCCGAGUGCCACAGCAGAAUAUAGAGCUGCUCCCGGGAAGGUGGGUCCCCGAGCUCACACCCCUCCCCGGGCCUCCUCACAGGCCCCACAGAAGAACCAGACGGACCCCGGGGUCCAGCCGGGCCCUCCGGGGACGUCCCCCGUGCUGGGGAAGGGACGCUCGGGCCUGCCCUGCCUCAGAGGCUCCUCUCCCCUGCGGGAACAAGGCCAGCCUCGGGGUCAGCCUGUGACCUCCAGCAGCGGCCCAGAGAAAGGUUCCCAGCCUCCCCAACAGGAGGCGCAGAGAGCUGAGGUCCCCUGCCGAAGCCCCCGGCCUCCUGCACCACACGCCUUCAUGACGCAGAGCUCGUCUGAGCCCUCUGCUGGAGAGGAGAGCACGUGUCACUUCAGACCGUCCACAUGCCCCCUCAUCCACUCUUCUCCCAGCCAGACAUCCUUCCCGGGCGACUGCACGAUGUCCUCUCCCCCUACCAGCAGGACGGCGGCAGACAGAAGGCCAGACUGUGAACGCUCCCCCCAGUCCACCUGCUCCAGCCCCAGUCUCUGCAGGCUCACCUACAUCUCCAUCAACGACAGCACCGUGGUGCCCGCCCCAGACAGGAAACCGAACGACCAAACCAUUGCACUGAGCACCACCAUCGUCAGGGCCAGUCCCACACCGCCCCUGGAGCCAGACUCGCGGUCCCACCUGGACGACCCUCGCCAGUCCAAGAGCCUGGACUCACAGCUGCCCUCGCACCAGUCCAAGAGCCUGGACCCUCUGCCCCCUCCCUCAAGCCGUCCCUGCAGGAGCCCCGAACGCAGCGGCUCUGCCCUCAGCUGCACCCGCAGCCAGAGCGAAUGCCACUUCCACAGCAGAGACCCCGCCCAGCACCACCCCCCGGUGGGUUGUGGCCUCCACACAAACUACUUUAAACCCACCGGGCCGCCGCUCACCAAGGUGGACUCGGGCUACGCCAGUAACCUCAACAUCCUCCUGCCCGGCCAGGGAUCCCAGCAGUGGGGGGCCAUCGACCCGGCCUCCGCCCAGGCCUGCCCCGGCGGAGGGCCGGGCCUGCCUCCCGCCUACUCCGCAGAGGAGCUGCGGUACGCGCCCCCGUUCUCUGGCUUCAUGCCCCCGGGGCCGGGCCUGGCGGGCCAGACCCAACACCCGGGGAUGCAGCCCCUCUUCGCCGCCGGACGGUCUCUCUUCAGCUCUCAGCUGGCCCAGCAGUACCCGGGUGCCGAAGGCACGCGGCACCCAGUGGCCUACCACAUAGGCCCCUACGGCCUGGCGCCGGGCGGUGACCCGUCGUCCAGACACCUCCAGGACGCUUCGGGGCCCGCGGGCUACCACCAGCUCCACAGGCCCCAGAACAGCCGGGCGGAGCUGGGCAUGAUGGGAAAGGCGUUCGGCCAGCACAGCGUGGAGCCGUGGGCGGCCGCGGGCCUGGACGAGCUCAGAGGCCAAGUGGUGGUGCCAGGGGAGCUGCGCUUCCCCCACGCCUGCUGUGUGGGCAUCGCCUCCCAGGCCUCCCUCAGCCUCUUCAACCCCUCCGAGAGGUGGCAGCAGGUCUCCAUCACCGUCAGCAGUCUGGCCCUCGAUGGAGCCAAGGUGGACAGCUUGCCUUACCAGUGGCUCCUGGUCAAGAACAAGACCAUCAUGGGGCCGAAGAGCACAGAGGAGCAGAAGGUCCUGCUGGUCCCUCCCCAGGCCGGCGUCUACCAGUGCGUGCUCAGCGUGUCCUCCUGGCCCGCCUCGGCAGAGCCGGACCUCGGCGUCAGGGCCGACGUCUUCGCCAAGAGGGUGUUGCUGGUGGCUGUGGCCGAGGACCCCAUGCUAGAGAUUGAAGCUGGAAAGUCGGGCAGCUUGGAUUUUGGAGACCUAUCGGAGGGGCUUUCCAAAUCCCUCCCUCUCAAAGUGCUGAACAGAACUCACGCCACGGUCCCCAUCCGCCUGGUGAUCAGUGCAAAUGCCAGUGCCUGGCGCUGUUUCACUUUCUCCAAGAACCCCGUUGCCGUGACAGCUGAAGAGUCGCUGCAGGCGGGUCACAUGACCCAGUUGUCCUCCCCGUCAGUGAUGAACCAUGUGAUGCAUGCCAGCUAUGGAGAGAAUCCAGAGAGCUUCAUGAUCUGGGUUCACUUCCGAGCCCCUCAGAAGUACCCCAGCUCAGGAGAGCUCGGCCCGGCGGAGGAGUUCAUGGCCCGAAUCGACAUAGAAGUAGACUCCCCUGGUCCCAGUCACGUGAUCCGGAGUGUUCCCCUCCAGGCCCGGGUCGGGACGGCCAGGGUCCAUGCUCCGAAAGACCUGCAGACCAUCAGCCUCUCCGCUCCGCUGGGCCAAGCCCGCCAACAGGAUCUUCCAUUGAAGAACGCCGGCAACAUCGAGGUGAAGUUGAAGCUCAAGUGCAAGGAUGCAGAGGACUGCUUCUCUGUCAGGCCUGAUGAGCUCUACCUCGCGGUGGGAGAGGAGAAGACUGUGGAGGUCUCAUUCAAUGCACAGGGAAGCAAGAAGUGCAGAGAAAGCCUCCUGACCAUCCUGGUGUUGCCGACGGGCCCCCAGUACGAGGUGGCCCUCAGGGGAGAGGUGGCUGCAGAGAUCCAUGGGAAGCCCGCCGCCUCGGCCCCGGGGCCCGCCGCGGACGUCCCGCCCAUCCUCUCCAACAAGCAGUUUGUGGCCUGGGGAGGCGUCACUCUGGGACGGGCCGUGCAACAGAAGCUGGUGCUCCGGAACAACUCGGCCGACGGCACCCAGCAGCUCCGCCUGCUGAUCCGCGGGCAAGACCAGGACUGCUUCCAGCUGCAGAGCAUGUUCAGCCCAGAGGAGCGUCUGACCAGACACGGUGAGCUGUCCAUCAGGCCCAGGGAGGACGUGGCGGUCCACCUGCUCUUCGCCCCCACCCGUGUGGCCUGCAUGCUGGCCAAGCUGGAGAUCAAGCAGUCUGGAUUGAGGCCCUCCCAGCCGGGGGUCAAGUUCACAAUCCCUCUCUCCGGCUACGGCGGCACCAGCAACAUCAUCCUGGAGGACCAGCGGAAGGAGGCGGACGGCUACGUCGCCACGCUGGCGGGCGUGGCCGUGGGCCGCGUCAGCAAGGUGUGUCUGUGCGUGCGCAACACGGGCUCCCGAGCUGCCUUCAUCAAGGCGACGGCGUUCUCGGACCUGCAGUCGCGCUCGCUCAUGGAGCCGUCGGUCAUCAGCCUCUCGCCGUCACAGUUUGUGCUGAAGGAGCGCACGCAAGAGGUGAUCACGGUGCUGCUGAAGGCCACCCAGAGAGAGACCUCCCUAUGUCACUCUGCACAAGCCCUGCUGGCCACCGUCUGCCUUUUCUGUGGAGACGAAGUCUCCAGGCAGCAGUACCGAAGGUUGCUCCAGAGCAGACCAGAGGCGGGCAGAAAGGUUCUCUCAGACAACAGCCUGCUGAAGAACAUCGACUUUAAUGAGACGUUCCUGGGAGAGGAACUGAUAACCGAAACCUUUGACCUGCCCCAGAGGCCCAACGAGGGCCACGUCUUCUACGGGAACAUGAGCAAGGUGGUGCUGUCCCUGCUGGGGACCACAAGCCGCCCGGAGCCCGGCGAUGUGGAGCGGGCCGAGCCGGUCCAGCACUCCGCUGGACACGGCGCCGAGUCUCACAGUGCGUUUGCGAAUGGCAACAUUACCCUGGACGUGCUUCCUGUGAAAGGUCCCCAGGGCCCACCUCUGAGAGCAGCCGAGCCGAUGCUGAAGGAUAAGGCGAGGGCGGAUGAAGAGAAGACAGGAGAGCAGGGGACCUGGUCCGUCCACCCGGACCAGCUGGUGCUCACGGCCCCCACCAUGAACGGUACGGCCACCACGCGGCACGUUCACAUCCGGAACAACUCGGGCCGGGGGCUGAGCUUUGAGCUGUCCUGGCCUGCCCACUGCCUCACCAUCACACCGCAGCACGGACUCAUAGAGCCACAGUCCCACCUGCAGAUUCUGAUCAGCCCCAACCCAUCCCUGGCCUCCAAGACCUCCAUGCUGCCGUGGAGUGGACAGAUCUACAUCCAGUGUGACGGUACCCAGAAGUUCAUCAAGGUGCAGAUCCGCCGGGACCUGGCCCUAGACGUGUCCCCGGCCCCAGCAGAGAGGAGCCUGUCUGCCCUGGCUCCCCAGGCGGCCACCCCCCUGCCGUCCCUGGUACGGCCCCACAGCCAGGCCUCCCAGCCGUCGGACCUCCAGCAGAGCCCCCAGGCCCUGUUGGAGCUGGGCAGCAAGACGGUGGUCUUCCCCGCCACCCCCUCAGGGGAGAGCUCAGAAUCCGUCCUGGAAGUGGAUAACGGGGAAGAGGAAGUGAGGUGGUACCUGUCCUCCUUCGCGCCUCCAUACGUCAAGGGAGUGGACAACAGUGGGGAUGUGUACCGGGCUACCUACACAGCCUUCAGAUGCUCUAGGGUGUCUGGUACCCUGGGAGCCCGGCAGAAGAUGCAGGUGCCCAUCACAUUCUUGCCCCGGGACCGAGGGGACUACGCCCAGUUCUGGGACCUGGAGUGCCACCCUUUGUUGGACCCCCAGCAGAAGACCCGGUUCCGCUUCCAGCUCUGUGGGACGGGAGUAAAGUCUGGGCCUGUCGAAGCGCCCCAGGAAGGAGACUGUUCUCUGGUGAAGACGGAGUCCUCCAUCAAGACCAGGAAGAGGACGGAGGCUGCUCCGGUCAAGACCGUGCCCGAGGAGGCGGUCCGGAAGGGGGUGUACUCCCCCCAGGACCUGUACACGUUCCCGGCCACACGGCUGGGGCAGUCCAGUACCCUGAAGGUCAACAUCCGGAACAACUCCUCUGACACGCAUGAGCUGAACUUUGUAAACCCUAGGGAGCCCUUCCAUAUCAAGCACUCCAAAUAUUCUCUGAGAUCCCAGCACUAUCUGAGACUGCCCGUCCAGUUCAAGCCGAGCGCAGCGGGUCCUCAUGCUGGACUGCUGCUCGUCCAAUCAGAAACAAGUGGAGGUUUAGUCAUCCAGCUCACCGGUGAGGGCCUGCCUUAAAAACAAUCCAGCCCACCAGCUUCCUCCACCCGCUGGCUGGCAGUCCU
This is a messenger RNA of Gadus chalcogrammus (walleye pollock), 8970 nucleotides long. It is a transcript of the gene cep192, whose product is annotated as centrosomal protein 192. NCBI's taxonomy places the organism in Eukaryota, Metazoa, Chordata, Actinopteri, Gadiformes, Gadidae. Gene Ontology annotation, cellular component: pericentriolar material; centriole; cytoplasm. The coding region runs from base 575 to 8923 and encodes 2782 amino acids. The record is from RefSeq and is a predicted model, not a curated record. Gene Ontology annotation, biological process: centrosome-templated microtubule nucleation; protein localization to centrosome; centrosome duplication. The transcript is spliced from 51 exons. Gene Ontology annotation, molecular function: protein kinase binding.